CAGUCAUCACGAGUUAAACCUCACGUUCCUGCCGCCACCUCCAUCAACCGUCACGCCAAUACAGCGCGAUACCGAAAGCAAUACGCGAGACGCAUAAGCUCUUGCAUUCCAGUGCUCGCUACGUCCACGCUGCCAGUGCUCGCGGAGAGGGAUCGGCGGCAAUGGCAACCGAGUCGCGAAAGCGGCCGGCAGAGGCCGAGCGGGCCGGCUCUCCUACGAAACGACAACGGCUUCAGUCAGCGCAAACAAUACUCUCGCUUGGGCCGCCGGGAUUAUUGCCGUCUUACUCCCCGGCAGUGACGACCGAUGAAUUGGCGAAGAAGGGUCUGCGACGAGGCAUUGCGCUGGCGCUGCAGAAGGUCGGCUUCGACAGCGCGGCGCCCGAGGCCAUGGAGAGCUUUGCCGCUAUGGCAGAGAUGUACAUCACAUCGCUCGUGCAGGACAUCAAGACAUUCACGAAUGCCGCGCGACGAUCGCACCCGGUACCCAAGGACUUUGAGCAGGGCCUCAAGCGCUUCAACUUGACCACAUCAACUCUUAAUCCGCACAGAAAGCCGCCGAUACCGAGAUCAAAGCGUCUGCCCAAGUGGGAGCCUCUCGAGACCGGUGAUCCGCUCGACCGAGACCUUCCAGUCCUUGGCGACGAGCUGGACGGAGCGCCCGACAAGGCAGCAAAGCCGUACAUCCCAAGCUCGUUCCCCGCCUUUCCAAGCGUGCACACAUACAAGUACACGCCGGAAAGCGUGGACGCCGUUACGGUGUCCGACGAUUGGAGUGCGUUUGGCCCGGAUGCGCCGUCCCAGACGCUGGACGGUUCCCAGCCGCAGUCGCAGAAGCCGCAGCGGCCGCUCGCGCCCGACGAAAUUCCGCGCGGCGAUCCGAAGAAGAUGCGAGAAGCAGCAGCGAAGGAGGCAAAGGCCGGAGAGGGAGCGCUUAGGAGGCUGAUGCGCGCAUCCAAGAUUGCGAAGCAAAAGGAGGUAUGGGCGUCGGCGCAACGGCAGCCGGCCCAGCGGGAACGGUACAACUUGUGGGAGGCGGCGAUGCGGGAGCUCCUCGAUGAUGACACAAGGUCCAAGGGCAAGGAGAUUGGGCCAGCAGGGAUGCAUGGCGACAAGGGGAGGUUCGAGAUUGCGGAUCACAGCAUGCUGGUCAACUGGGAAAAGAGCUAUUCCCGCAGGGACGUGCCUCGAGCGGGUGUCCGGAAGACUGCCUCUGCUGGUCACAGCGGGAAAGGCCAAUGAGGCCGGGAUGUGUUUGACUUCUACACUAGUACUCCUGCACAGUGUGUACAAGCUGCAUGUGGAUGGUGAUCGGAGUUGGGAAUUUGCAGCGGGAACUACGAGAUACCCCAUAGAGUUUACAGCGGCUUAUAAUAGCCAGAGCCUGUGAACAGUUUGGCUUGGAUUCGCUGGUUCAUAAAUACCAUGCAGUUACUGUACAUUGAGCGCAUAGGAAAGAACAGCCCGAGGAUAUGGUAGGCAAUGUCUGGUCUGCAACGCAAGAGGUAGCGUGAGGCCGUGGAUAAUCCCUAAAUUCAACCACAUCGCCUCACACUCCCGUCCUUUCAAGUUAUCUUAUCGCUUCUGCGGGUCAUGGUGGAUCGUCACAGCGUCUGAGAGCCG
Molecule: messenger RNA, 1622 nt
Organism: Chaetomium strumarium
Lineage: Eukaryota; Fungi; Ascomycota; Sordariomycetes; Sordariales; Chaetomiaceae
Product: Bromodomain associated-domain-containing protein
Exons: 2
Coding region: 162-1241 (359 amino acids)
Biological process (GO): transcription initiation at RNA polymerase II promoter
Cellular component (GO): transcription factor TFIID complex
Molecular function (GO): protein heterodimerization activity
Source: RefSeq, a predicted model, not a curated record